This is a messenger RNA of Microcebus murinus (gray mouse lemur), 3633 nucleotides long. The record is from RefSeq and is a predicted model, not a curated record. Lineage: Eukaryota; Metazoa; Chordata; Mammalia; Primates; Cheirogaleidae.
AGUGUUAAGGGGACAGGGGGAGCUCUCAACACCCAUAUCUAUAUGUUAUUGAAGCUUGGGGAGGAAGGUGACUUCAAUGUACCUGCCUGAGGGCGGGUUAGAGGAAACCUAGCCUUGCUCUGCUUUGGAGUUAGAGAGAAGCUUGGGGUCACUUAGCUGGGGCAGGAGGGAAGGAGCCAGUAGUCUCUUUUGGGCCAAAUUGAACAAUAUGCACCUGGGGACUAGGCCUACCUAGGCUGGUUUUAAAAGGUGCUUGCAGGUGUGGGGCCAGGACAGAAAGGGGUAUUUGGGCAGCUCUUGGAGUUCAGGUUAGAGUUUGGAGGAACAUAUGGGGCACUCUUUGGUUUACCUUUUGUGCCUUAAGAGGGAGCCCUUUAGGCCUUUCAGUGAUUGGCAUCUCCAAGCCUGGUGGCCACCCCUGGAGGCAGUGGUAGGAGGAAGGUGAAAUUGCUGGGAACAGGUUGCAGCCCCAAGAGGCUGGGGAGAGUUGGUAACUCCCUGCGGGGUGCCCUCCAUGGGGUCCCCCCAGUCCAAAGGUGAGGACAGGCCUCUUCAGCCCUUCCCUCUCUAACCCUUCCUCAUUGGGGCCCUCAGGCCCCAGCGGUUCCAGCCAGGGGAGGGCCUGGGCCUGAGCAGAGCUGGCAGCUCUGGGCCCCAAACCGGUUUUCCCACCUCGCCUGGGGCUGGCACAUCACCUCUGUGGUUCCUGCCCCCACCUUUGCCACCAAGUUUUUCCUCUCCCAACUCUGGAAUGUUAAGUGGGGAAUACCCAGGUCAUCUUUUGUCCCUUGCCUGCCCUGGGUGUGGUCUCUUCUAGAAAGGUAAGGCCACUAUGCAUGAGUUUAGAACAAGAUGAGGUGACUUCCACUCUUGGCCUUCUGCACUUCUGGCAUUCAGGGAUCCCCUCCAGGCCUUGAAGGUUUUGAAUCUAAAAGACAACAAAAAGUAGUUGGAACUCCUCUUGCCAUCAACAUCUCUCCCCAGUCCGAGCCCUGGAGGAGACCAGAAAGCUGUAAGAAAGUCCAACCUACCUCUGGACUGCUCUGAAGUGAGAAGGAGGGAGCAGUGGCCACCACCCCCAGGUGCCCCAGGCCAGCCCAGGUCCCUUCCUCAAGUUCCAACAAGGCAAAUUACUUGCAUUUGUCUUCUGCCAAGAGAACACCUCUUUUGUGGAACUGAGAUUGUCUCAUUAAUGAUAACACCAGCUGAUGCUAAUAGGGCCCUUGCUGCGUGCCAGGCUCUGUGCUAAACACUUUAGAUGCUCACAAAACCCCUGUGAGGUGGAUAAAACCAUGAGAAACGGGCACAGAUAGGUCCAGUAAUGUGCCCAGAGGCACACCAUUAGUCUGCUAUGGAAGCAAGCUUUCUCCCUAGGCUGGCUCUAAAAGUACACCUUUACAAAGUGGGGUACCAUAUUCCUAACUCUCUUAAGAGUAGUGCUGGUUUGAAAUGGAACUGAGUACUGAAAUCAAAUCCUAAUCUGUGGAAGAAUAGCUCCUUAGGGAGAGAUGCAAGAUGUGGAGGUGUCUACAGGAGCUCUCGCUGCUUCUGUACCUAGACCCACUUCCAUUCACCCAGUUCCCAUACAAAUACAGGUCUUCUAUAAAUAUUAACAUUUUGCUCAUUUGUAAAGCUCUUUCCCAUUACCCCAUUGGGACAAGCAGGUCUGAGAACCAUCCCCAUUUCACGAAGGAGAAAAUAAAGCUAAGAAAUUAAAUGACUUGCACAAGGUACUGGCCUUGAGCUCUGGUGUUCUCCCUGGGAGUCUGGGUUGCAUAUGAAAUGCCCCACUGGGACUCUGCUGGGAAGGGGGAGUGGCGAUGGCCCUAUAAGCACAAACUUUGGUGAGGGACCUAGCAAGGAAUCACCAUCACAGAGACUAUCACACAGUCCAGAUGGGUAGCAUAUCAUUAACAGUGGAUCCCCAAUAAAGCUGACAAACAUUGAGGUGCUGCCUUUGUUUGGGACUGACAGGGCCCAGAAGAAGGAAGGAUCCCAUCCUUGGGGGUGCUGGUGGAUGAGUUCUGGGGGCCUGACUGGUUUGGGCAGGUUCCACAGUGGGUCAGUGGCUGGUCAGCAGGUGGCAUGGGCACAGAAGUAAUGCUUUCUUAGGGAGGAGGAGAAAGCAAGGACACCUAAUCGUCUUUUCCAAGCUGGGGCCUGACAGUAGGUAGCCAGGGGAAAAAAAAACCAAAAAAACAACAAAAAAAAACACCCUACAAUUCCCAGAAUGCCAUGCUCCCAGGCCAGUCGGGGAUGGUUGCCAUGGUUUCAGAAAACAAUAUGGCCGCUCCCAGCGGGGACGUGAGUCUCUGGGUUGGGGAGGCAGAAGCGGGUCUGGGCUACUGUAGUAGCUACAGAGGAGUCGCUUGAGGGGUCGUGAGGCUGAGGCUGGACGCUACACGGCUGGAACGGUUUAGGCUUGCGGAGGGUGCCGAUGGCGAGCAGCGUGGACGAGGAGGCGCUGCACCAGCUCUACCUGUGGGUAGACAACAUCCCUCUGUCCCGGCCCAAGCGAAACCUCUCCCGGGACUUCAGUGACGGAGGUGUGCGCCCCUGUGUGUCUACAUGUUCUGUCCUGUAUGUAGUACUGGUUGCAGAGGUCGUCAAGUUUUACUUCCCCAAGAUGGUGGAGAUGCACAAUUAUGUCCCUGCCAACUCUCUCCAGCAGAAGCUCAGCAACUGGAGUCACCUGAACAGGAAAGUACUGAACAAGCUGAACUUCUCGGUACCGGACGACGUGAUGCGCAAGAUCGCGCAGUGCGCCCCCGGCGUUGUGGAGCUGGUGCUCAUCCCGCUGCGGCAGCGCCUGGAGGAGCGGCAGAGGCGCAGGAAGCAGGGCUCGGGCUCCUUGCAGGAACUGGCUCCCCAGGAUGGCAGUGGCUACAUGGAUGUGGGUUUAUCCCAGAAGGCCCGAGGUGAAGGUGCCCCCGACCCCCAGGGAGGGGAGCAGCUCAGGGGGGCUCGGCCACCUGCGCCCCGGCUUUCCGGGUAUAGCCAGGCGCUGCAGGGCGACCCAAGCUUCGUCCUCCAGAUCGCUGAAAAGGAACAGGAGCUGUUGGCCUCGCAGGAGACCGUGCAGGUCCUGCAGAUGAAGGUCAGGCGCCUGGAGCACCUGCUCCAGCUUAAGAACGUGCGCAUCGACGACCUCUCCAGGCGGCUCCAGCAAGUGGAGCGUAAACAGCGGAGAAUGGACCGCUUUCCAGAGCCCAGAAGCCACGUGCAGAGACCUGGCAAAGCCCCCAAAGCAGUAUCCAACACCUGGGGCCCAGCCUUGCAGCUCCCAGCGCUGGCCUUUGGGGGGCGGUCCCAUGGCUUGGUCUGUAUCCCCAGAACCGGGUCCCCAGCCAGCUCUGAUGACAGCGGUGUCUCCAUCCAGGCUAGUUCUCCAUGCCCUCAGUCAUGGGGGGAGCUGCCCUGGGCAGCCGAGGGGCUCCCUUACCCUUCAUGGGAGCUCACCAGGGACUGAAAUGGGGGCCGGAGACCACAGCAGUGAGUAGUGGGCUCAGCCAGGAGGAGCAGGGAGGACGUGGGCCCAGCCUGGAUCAAUCGUCCUCCGCCCAUGGGGUACUAUUGGGAGCAUUUGGAGGAUAUGAGACAGGGCUGUCACCAUUAAAGUAACUGCUGUGUUCU